Messenger RNA from Candida dubliniensis CD36, 1200 nucleotides. RefSeq lists its product as uncharacterized. The transcript has a single exon. NCBI's taxonomy places the organism in Eukaryota, Fungi, Ascomycota, Pichiomycetes, Serinales, Debaryomycetaceae. The coding region runs from base 1 to 1200 and encodes 399 amino acids. Gene Ontology annotation, biological process: peptidyl-histidine methylation, to form tele-methylhistidine. The record is from RefSeq and is a predicted model, not a curated record. Gene Ontology annotation, molecular function: protein-L-histidine N-tele-methyltransferase activity.
AUGUCAUUUUCAUUUGGAUUUACAAAAGAUGAUUUUAGUGAUGAUGAUGAAUUAGAAGAAAGUAACACUUAUAUCAAACCAAAUCAUUCAUCAUCAUCAUCAACAACAACAACAACCGCAGUAUCAAAUCCAAAAUCAGCAUUAGAUUCAUUAAUUAUAUCAUCAGAAAAUAAACCAAAACUACAUAAUUUAGAUUCUAUAUUAUCUACAUUACAAGGAAUUAGAAUUAGUUUUGAUAAUUAUAAAACAUCACAGGGGAAUAUUAUUUAUCGAAGAGAAUUAUUUGAUGUUAAACAUCAAUUAAUGACAGAAGAAGAGGAAACCACUGAAAAUUCGUUGAUUAAUAAUUUAUUGAUUGAUGAAAAUAGUAAUAAUAAUGAUUUACAGAAAAAUGUUUAUGAAGGAGGUUUCAAAAGUUGGGAAUGUUCAUAUGAUACAGUUGAUGCCUUGAAUAAAUUGAUUGAACAAAAUGGUCUAUUUCUGUCAUCGCCAAAGAAUAAAUCGAUAUUGGAAUUAGGUUGUGGUACAGCAUUACCUUCAUGUUUUAUUUUACUCAAAAAAUUACAAUCAAUAAAAGAAAAUCAUGAACAACCUGGGUUAACAUUAGUGUUGUCGGAUUUUAAUUAUGAUGUACUUCGAUUAGUCACUGUACCUAAUUUAUUAAUUCAUUGGGCUUCAACUUUAUCAAUUGAACAAUUAUAUGAAUUAACAACUACCUCCACCAUUAGUGGAGAUAAAAUUGAUUCAAGAUUUGUUAAUGAUGAAAUAUUAAUUACUUCAAAAUUAAUUGAACAAUUUAAAAAUGAUCUUAAUAAUUAUAAUAUUCAAUUAAAAUUUAUAUCAGGAUCUUGGGGUAAUGAAUUUAUUGAUUUAAUUACUAAAAAGAAUGAUAUGGAUAUUGAUAUUGAUGUUAUAAUUAGUUCGGAAACAAUUUAUUCACCAGAUACUUUACCUAUUGUUGCAGAAUCAAUUAAAACUAUCUUUCAACAAACUAACAACAAAAAAUUAGCAAUCAUAGCUGCUAAGAAUAUAUAUUUUGGAGUCGGUGGUUCAUUAAUUGAAUUUUUGAAUUAUUUUAAUCAAAUCAUCAAGAACAACAUGAAUGAUCAAGAUUUUACGGUAUCGGUAGAAGAAAUAAAUGAUUCUCAAUUGAAAAGAUCAUUAGUUUAUAUAGAUUAUAAAAGGGAUUAUUGUAUAUAG